Myodes glareolus (Bank vole) is the source of this 4276-nucleotide messenger RNA. RefSeq names its product neural precursor cell expressed, developmentally down-regulated 9 (gene Nedd9). Gene Ontology annotation, cellular component: cytoplasm; plasma membrane. The record is from RefSeq and is a predicted model, not a curated record. Lineage: Eukaryota; Metazoa; Chordata; Mammalia; Rodentia; Cricetidae. Gene Ontology annotation, biological process: cell surface receptor protein tyrosine kinase signaling pathway; cell migration. Gene Ontology annotation, molecular function: protein binding.
CACACACAAGCCGCUCACAUCCUACGGGUGUGGUUGCUCAGUAGAGAGGAGCUGUCAGCUGCCCUUAGAUGUAAGGAGGGCAGCUGCAGAGAGAUAAUCAGAAGGAUACAGAGGGACUGGCUUCUGUCCGUGCCAGCCCACCCAGGAGAAAGGAAGGUGACCAGGCUCACGAGAUGGUCUAUCCUUCGGGUUGGUGAACUGUGAACCUCUGAGGGCGGACACUGGCAGAGAGGCACCCCAACAUUCUUCAAGGGGAGCUAUGACAAGGAGGAGACAGGCCGGCAGCCUGCAGCCCUGGGACCAUCCUGCAGCUCCAGAGCUCCCGCGCUCCUUAAGAGACGAUGUGGGCGAGGAAUCUGAUGGCAAGAGCCUUAUAUGACAAUGUCCCCGAGUGCGCUGAGGAGCUGGCCUUCCGAAAGGGAGACAUCUUAACGGUGAUAGAACAGAACACAGGAGGACUAGAGGGAUGGUGGCUGUGUUCCCUACAUGGUCGCCAAGGCAUCGUCCCAGGCAACCGGGUGAAGCUUCUGAUUGGUCCAGUGCAAGAGACCUCCAGUCAUGAGCAGCCUACUCCUGGACCCAUGGCCUUUGGCCAACAGAAACUCUAUCAAGUGCCGAGUUCACAGGCGGCAUCUCGUGAUACCGUCUAUCAGGUGCCACCCUCCUACCAGAAUCAGGGAAUUUACCAAGUUCCUACCGGCCAUGGUACCCCAGAACAAGACGUGUAUCAAGUGCCACCAUCAGUUCAGAGAAACCCUGGAGGCACUAAUGGGCCCCAUCUAGGCAAAAAGGUGAUCACCCCAGUGAGAACAGGCCACGGCUAUGUGUAUGAGUAUCCUGCCAGAUACCAAAAGGAUGUCUACGAUGUCCCUCCUUCCCACACUACUCAAGGGGUAUAUGACAUCCCUCCUUCGUCAGUGAAAGGCCCCGUGCUUUCAUUUCCAGUGGGAGAGAUAAAGCCUCAAGGGGUGUAUGACAUUCCCCCUACUCAAGGGGUCUAUGCCGUUCCACCGUCAGCUUAUCGAGAUGAAGCAGGGCUUAGGGAAAAGGACUAUGAUUUCCCUUCUCCAAUGAAACAAGAUGGAAGGCCAGACACGAGACCGGAGGGGGUUUAUGACAUCCCUCCCACCAGCACCAAGACAGCGGGGAAGGACCUUCACACCAAAUUCACCUGUGACGCCCCGGGAGCCGCCGAACCAAUGGCACAAAGACAGCAGCCUCUUUCAGGGCAUCCUCCACCCUCUCACCCGGGACAGUCCAGGGCCACUCAUAGUGAUGCAUAUGAUAUCCCCCGAGGAGUUCAGUUUCUGGAGGUACCAGCAGAAACCAGCGAAAAGGCAAAUCUGGAGGAAAGAGAUGGUGUUUACGAUGUUCCCCUGCACAACCCAGCAGACACCAAGGGCUCUCGGGAUGUGGUAGAUGGGAUCAACCGACUCUCCUUCUCCAGCACCGGCAGUACCAGGAGUAACAUGUCCACCUCUUCCACCUCCUCAAAGGAGUCCUCAUUGUCAGCCUCCCCAUCUCAGGACAAACGGCUCCUGCUGGACCCAGACACGGCCAUUGAGAAGCUCUAUCGACUCCAGCAGACCCUGGAGAUGGGUGUCGGUGGCCUCAUGUCCCUCGUCACUACAGACUGGAGGUGCUACGGGUACAUGGAAAGACACAUCAAUGAGAUCCGCACCGCAGUGGACAAGGUGGAGCUGUUUCUAAGGGAAUACCUCCAUUUUGCCAGGGGAGCGCUAGCCAAUGCCUUCUGCCUCCCAGAACUGGUCCUUCACAACAAAAUGAAGCGGGAACUCCAGAGGGUCGAAGAUUCCCACCAGAUCCUCAGUCAAACCAGUCACGAUUUGAAUGAGUGCAGCUGGUCCCUGAAUGUCCUAGUUAUCAAUAAGCCCCAAAAUAAAUGUGAUGAUCUGGACCGGUUUGUGAUGGUAGCCAAGACAGUGCCAGAUGAUGCUAAGCAACUCACCACCACCAUCAGCACCUAUGCAGAGACUCUCUUUAGAGCAGCUCCAGGCAGUUCCCACCUGAAAAAUGGGCCCGACAGCAUCAUGAACUCAAGCGAGUACACACAUACGGGGUCCCAGAUGCAGCUACUGCGCCCCGGUGACUACAAGACCCAGGUCCACGAUAAGCCGUUGCCUCCCACUCUAGGCAAGGACCAGCCACCAGACUGUAGUAGCAGUGAUGGUUCUGAAAGGAGCUGGAUGGAUGACUAUGAUUACGUCCACCUACAGGGCAAGGAGGAGUUUGAGAGACAGCAGAAGGAGCUCUUGGAGAAAGAGAACAUCAUCAAGCAGAACAAGGCCCAGCUGGAGCAUCAUCAGCUGAGUCAGUUCCAGCUGUUGGAGCAAGAAAUCACCAAGCCCGUGGAGAACGACAUGUCCAAGUGGAAGCCCUCCCAGACCCUCCCAACCACAAACAACAGCGUGGGUGCUCAGGAUAGGCAGUUGUUGUGCUUCUACUACGACCAGUGCGAGACCCACUUCAUAUCCCUCCUCAACGCCAUCGACGCCCUCUUCAGCUGCGUCAGCUCGGCCCAACCCCCACGGAUCUUUGUGGCACACAGCAAGUUUGUCAUUCUCAGCGCACACAAACUGGUGUUCAUUGGAGACACUCUGACGAGGCAGGUGGCGGCCCCGGACAUUCGAAAUAAAGUCAGGAACUCCAGCAACCAGCUCUGUGAACAGCUCAAGACAAUCGUGAUGGCAACCAAGAUGGCCGCCCUCCACUACCCCAGCACUACCGCCCUGCAGGAGAUGGUGCAUCAGGUAACUGAUCUGUCCAGAAAUGCGCAGCUGUUCAAGCGUUCCCUGCUGGAGAUGGCCACCUUCUGAGAAGAAAAAGAGGCGAAAGGGACCAUGGGAAUAAUUACUAAGGAAAACUGGAAAUACGAUCUGGUUUUUGUAAAGGUUAUCUAUUUUUGUAGAUAUUUUAUAUGAAAAUGAAAUAUUUUAACGUUUUGUGUGAGUUAGUCGAGUUUCAUCAAUUCAGGGAGCUGAAGUGGGAAAUCUUUUUUUUUUCCCCCUGUGUGGUUCUUAUAUAUACAUAUAAGUAUCUAAAGCAUAAGCUGUACAGAAAUGUGUCCGUGUUUGUCUAUGCCUAUGUAUCCAUAUUUGUUUGUAGAUGUGUGUCUGAUACAUUCCAUUAAAAACAUGAAUUAAGAAGCACCUUAGUAAGCACCCCCUAAUGCUGCAUUGUUUGGGUUUUAUAGAAAAUUAUACCCGUGGGAUGUCAUGUUACUCUGCAUGUGUCAGUGGUGAGCUGAGCCCAGCACACUCCAUCUGGAGCUCAUGGUCCUAUCUACCACGGGUUCACUUCCCACAUCACAAGUCAUACCAUGUCUUCACAAGUCACCACAAGUCACAUCACAAGUCAUGGUGUGGCUUGUUGUUAUCUAAAACAUUUUUCAAACUUGACUGUCUUUAACACAACGGUAAAUGACCCCGAUCUGGUUGAAAAGGCCAAGAGAGAGAGGGGGGAGGAGGGACAGAGAGAGUUUCAAAAAGUAUACAUUAACCUAAGUUACCUAAGGCGCAAUGUUUCGAGAGCUAGAGAGAAGCAAGACACACGUGCUGGUCUGAGACUGUCCACAGCUGUGACUGUGCUCUUUCAAUUCUGCAAGAAAGCUACCAUAAAGAGAGAACAAUUGUUUCCAUGGGGCUGCAUUUGUGAGCGAUUAAGCCACUAGGUUUUCUAACAGGUGCUUUUAGAGUUGAAUUUAAAAAAAAAAUGCAGUGGGAAUUCAUGAAGAUAACAUCAGACUGUGAUCGUGACAAAAAGAAGGGAUGUCUCCAACUGCCAGUCAUUGAAUAAAGGUCUCUCUGAGGGGUUUCUACCUUCGUUAUCCAAAGGAAAUGGCAGCUCCUGAGCCACUGGACUGUGGAGCCACCAGGCCCUUUCCUGUUCUCUCGUUGCUUGGUGUAUCCUACACCCUUCUGAAAACUUCCCUAUGCGUGCCCAACACUCAGAACAACUGCGGAUAUCUGAUCGUCACACCUGCUGCGGCCCUGGACCUUGAGGAUAUGACAUGCUGCCAUGUGACAGCUAGUCACAGCAUUGAUCCUGCAGUCUGUCUCUACAUACGCGCUGUGUGGAUACAGCACAGGCACCAGCGCCACCAGACUCACCGUGGACAGACAAACUAUUCCCCUAUUUCUUUAUGACCAAGCAGAGAAGUAUGAUUCUUGUAGUCUCUGUUUGUGAAAAUUAUUCCAUUCUGGCCUAUUUGGAGAUGUGUUUUUGUUUGUUAUAAAAGUCCUUCUUUGAUACUGUU